UGUUUGUGUUGUGGGGAAAGUGACCUCUUAGACGUGGGUCUGGGGGAAUGAAGUGCUGGGCGUUGUGGGGGACUGGGGCUUUUGCAGGAGGCUUCAGGCCUCUUCAUCUGGUGAUGUGGUGGCUGUGAAAUUUGACCACAUCAGAGUAACGUUCAGGCAGAAUUUGGCUCACGUCAAGUCCUUUUAGAUUAUUUUUUUGUCAUUUUUAAUGUGUUGUGUUUGUGGCUGCCUGAGAUUUAUUGUAAAUUACAAUUGAAUUGGGUCUAAUUUUUAUAUUUAUACAAUUUUAUCUUGCUCCAGUAUUUUAAAGCUUUAAAUAUUUAUCCAUGUGGUUUCUUUAGAAUAUAAUUAGGUAUUUUUUAAACUAAUUCUUUCUUAUAAUAAACCUAACUUAUAACUUUAAAAUUAAUUUAUGCUGUGUAAAAAUCUCUAAAAUAGCUCUAAACAAGCCAACAAGCAAAUCUUUUGAAAAUAAUGAAAUGUUUUAUUUUAGCUUUGUAAAAUGAAAUCGUAAAAUGAAAACUAACUGUGGGUCACAUCAGGGUGAGGGGGCACCACAACUAUGUAAAUCAUUUGGCUUUGAUCCCAGAACGACAAUUUCUUAUAAAGGAGACGUUGAGGGAGAAGCAGAGGGAGGAAUGCCGUCGUGCGCGAGGGCGAAGGGCGGCCCCGGGUCGGCGCGCGCUGAAUGGGCUCGAGCACAAAGCACGCGAAGAAAAGAGCAGCUCGCGAGGCCCCUCGGUCCCGCUCGAUGGGGAGCCCUUGUCUCGUGCCGCACAUGGCUUUUCUCCCACGGCGCGAGGACGGGCGUCGUUAAACAAGUCAUCAAGAGGGCGAAAGGGGCUUUAAUCGCUUCCUCUGACUCGUGACACCGUUCACACGAGCUCUUCACGCGCCCUGUAGUGUCUCGUGCGCGUUGAAGGCAACAAAAAGGCAGCUGCAACGCAACGGGAGCCGACCUUUCCCACUGUGGGAAUGCUGAGUGGGCUCGCUGGACGCCACGGACCACGUCUGCGUGAGUGGAGUGGCGCGCGACUCUGUGCGUAAAAGUAAAUGGACGCUUCUCGCGCUGGCGCAGAGGCAGCGCGCGCCCAGUGCGAACAGAACCUCUGACCCGGUGCACUUAGCGUCACGUUCGACCCAGUGCGCUUCAGCACAGCCAGCGUCUGAAGCCGCUUCUAAAGGGCCCAGAGCGCACACCUGACGUGACGGGGGGUCCCUCGUGGUCGUGGACGACCUGCUCGCUUUAACCUGCUCGACAGAGUCCCUUUUCUGACUCCUGCGGUUCGUGCGUCGUUCCGGCUCUCCACGGAAUUUCAACGUCACUCACGGUUGCGCGAGAGGCUUCACGCUCCGUGUGUCGCCAGUCCCCUGCCUCGCGCACAUUAAUAUUCCUGUAAGUCUCAGUCAUGAAUAACAAUUACACCGUAAACCGGGGGUAGAGGCGGUGCUCGGUGCUCACACUCAGAGCGGAGGAAGGUUCUGCGUGGAGCUGUGGACCGGAUACGAGCGCGCUGCUUUUACCUGGAAUUAGUUCGGCGCACCUUCAAAAAGCCUCUCUUUGCUGCGCUUUGACUGCGAGCCGCUCGGGACACCGGAGCUUUUACAGAUGUUAGUUCAUCCCUACUCCAGUGCGGACCGCCAUGACGGCGUCUCGAGCCACAGCUCGCGCCUGUCGCAGCUGGGCUCCGUCUCGCACGCAGGACCUUACUCCAGCGCGCCGCCGCUGUCUCACGCGCCGUCGUCGGACUUCCAGCCUCCGUACUUCCCUCCGCCGUACCAGCCGCUCGCUCACUACCAGAGCCAGGACCCGUACUCGCACGUCAGCGACCCGUACUCGCUGAACUCCCUGCACCAGAGCCAGCAGGGCGCAUGGGGCGCGCGGCAGCGGCAGGACGCGGCCGCGGAGCGGAUGGAGAGCUCGGCGCUGCUGGCGCAGCCGCGGGCCUCGCUGCCCCAGCUGUCCGGACUGGACCCACGGCGGGACUACGGCGGAGUGCGGCGGCCCGACGUGCUGCUGCACUCCGCGCACCCGGGACUGGAUCCCGGGAUGGGGGACGGGCUGCUGCACGGGCUGCACGGCAUGGAGGACGUUCAGACCAUUGAAGACACGAACGGAACGAACAUCCUGGAUCAAUCUGUAAUUAAGAAAGUUCCCAUGCCGCCCAAGAACAUGGGCUCCCUGAUGCUCGGCAAGGACGGGCUGAUCGGCGGCGUGACCGUCAACAUCAACGAGGUGUUCUGCUCGGUACCGGGCCGCCUGUCGCUGCUCAGCUCCACGUCCAAGUACAAAGUGACCGUAGGGGAGGUGCAGAGGAGACUGUCCCCGCCCGAGUGCCUCAACGCCUCCUUGUUGGGGGGCGUGUUGAGAAGAGCGAAGUCCAAAAACGGUGGGAAAUGUCUGCGAGAAAAGCUGGAGAAGAUUGGACUGAAUUUACCUGCUGGAAGACGCAAAGCCGCCAACGUCACGUUACUAACGUCUCUGGUCGAAGGUGAAGCCGUCCACCUGGCCCGGGAUUUCGGUUACAUCUGCGAGACGGAGUUUCCCACCAAAGCCGUGAGCGAGUACCUCAACCGGCAGCACGCGGACCCCAACGAGCUGCACACGCGGAAAAACAUGCUGCUGGCGACAAAACAGCUCUGUAAGGAGUUCACAGACCUGCUGGCCCAGGACAGGACUCCCCUCGGUAACUCCAGGCCUACCCCCAUCCUGGAGCCCGGCAUCCAGAGCUGCCUCUCCCAUUUCUCCUUCAUCACACACGGCUUCGGCUCGCCCGCCAUCUGCGCCGCGCUCACCGCCCUCCAGAACUACCUCACAGAGGCUCUCAAAGGACUUGACAAGAUGUUUCUCAACAACCCUCCCAACAACCGGCACGGGGACGGCGGCAAGGCCGGCGACAAAGAGGAGAAGCAGCGGAAAUGAAGCUGGGGAAGAACGGGGUGGGGCGGGGCGGGGGAGUGAUGGAGGGCCGAGCAGGAGGCAGUUACUUCUAGCUUUACACCACUGACCUGCCGAGAGCGAGGCUGAGGUGGGGACGAAGAGGAGGAAGACACCCAUCGGCCGGCGUCUGGGGCCACAGAGGGAUUUCUCAUCUGUGUUACGUUCUUUUCAUUCCCCCGAGGACAUGCUGGUUACUGUGUUACAUCCAUUUCGCUCCCCCUGCCUGCAUCCUGUGAGACUGAGAUGCUGUACACGGCCAACAAACACCGUGUGUGUGUGUGUGUGUGUGUGUGUGUGUGUGUGUGUGUGUGUGUGUGUGUGUGUGUGUGUGUGUGUGUGUGUGUGUGUGUGUGUGUGUGUGUGUGUGUGUGUGUGUGUGUGUGUGUGAACGAACGUGUGUGUUUGUCUUAACAGAAAAAGCAUUGUGGGUACAAACGUUUGGUUGAUGAGCAUCUUAUCUGUGAAUCAGGUCUGUCUGGUUAUUUAAUACAAGUAUGAGGAGGGGAGGUGUUAACUUAUGUGUGUAAAUAUUUAUUUAUAUUAAUUUAAAUGAAUGGUUGUGUAAAUAGGUGCACCAGCUAUUUUGGAGUCUGCCUAUUUAUCUGUGAUUUGACAUUUGUGAGCCGGCAGGGGGGAUGGGACUCAUCCAGUGUUUUUCUGUUCUUAUAGAGCUGUUGUCAUGGUGCUGAUGAUGGGUAGACAUGCUUCUAAUUGUCCAGUGAUUUCGUUUCUAUCACACUGAUAAUAAACCAUGUGUUUUAUUA
Betta splendens (Siamese fighting fish) is the source of this 3705-nucleotide messenger RNA. It is a transcript of the gene tfap2b, whose product is annotated as transcription factor AP-2 beta. The record is from RefSeq and is a predicted model, not a curated record. The coding region runs from base 1610 to 2923 and encodes 437 amino acids. Gene Ontology annotation, biological process: regulation of cell population proliferation; anatomical structure development; regulation of transcription by RNA polymerase II. NCBI's taxonomy places the organism in Eukaryota, Metazoa, Chordata, Actinopteri, Anabantiformes, Osphronemidae. Gene Ontology annotation, cellular component: nucleus. Gene Ontology annotation, molecular function: RNA polymerase II transcription regulatory region sequence-specific DNA binding; DNA-binding transcription factor activity, RNA polymerase II-specific. The transcript has 7 exons.